CGACCGCAAGGGGACCACAUGCAUGCUUGUAACGGGAAAGCUGAGGUGGAUGUGGGAACUUUGGAGGUGGGCCAAUCGGGGGGAGAUAGAGGCCAGCUUUGACUCGGAGCCGCGUCACCAGGCUUGCUGCUGGCGUGGACGAAUGCUGGCGAGAACACUUGGCUCGAGGUAACAGUUCGUGGGUAACAACAGCUCGAGGUUUGAUUUUGUUUCCUCCGAACACCUGGCUCAGGCAGGGCCGUGAACAUGCGGGGGAAGAGGUUGCGUUGGUGUACAAUCAACUCAUUUAUUCCUUUUGAGGUAAUGGGACGACAAAGUACUGCAUCGCUCAAUAGCGAACCAGAUCGGCUCUCUUCGAUCGCCCCCUCCUCGCACUCGCACAUUCCCUGUCGUCACCAUAUGAGCCGCGAGUCCCGCCGACAGUGCGCGUGCUGCUGCGCGAGAGCAUGCAUGCAGGAAGCUUCUUCCGCCUCCUUCCCCGUCUGCCGCAUGCGGAAUUCCCGAGGAGCGCGCUGUCGCAGCAGCAGUGGGGAAGGGCUGCCGCUGCGGGUAGUAUUGGGCGCGAGAAUUUGCCGCGCUGGCGCCUCCUCACGCGGCAGGAGGGCAAAUCGGCGGAGGCGCAUGGCGGGCGUGGGCGGAGCGGAGACUGGGGGGACUGGGGCGCGGAAGGGGCGCAUUCGCUAAGGGGAGCUGGUGUGCCGAAGGCGAGGCGGGAGCGAGCGACGUUCGAGCUGCAUGGGGAGACGUGGGACGACUGGUACAGCUGGAUGCAGGACGUGAGCAGCCCCGCCAUGCGGCAGCACCUGCAGCGCGAGCGCGCGUACCUGCGCGCCAUCAUGGCGCGCACCCACGGCCCAACCCUUCGCCUCGGCUGCACCCGCGCGUGUGGGCGGGCGUGCGGAGGAGCAGCGCCCAGCGGAGCACCGGGAUGGGGGCAUGGCAGCGCGGCAAGCGCGGUCCAUGCGGGAGUGGCAGUGCGUGCUGGUGGCGGAGAUGGAGGCCAACAUGCCUCCGCCCACUCAUGCCCCUCCUGAGCCAUGCGGCCCAUGGCUGUACGGAGCGCGGGUGCCAGACGCAGGGAGCUGCCUGUGCUCUUUCGCACACCGGCUGUCACAAGCUCUGCAGAGAACGCUAGCUACGUGCGCCUGGUGGAGUGCAAGGUCAGCCGCUGCCACGGGCUGCUCGCCCUGCUGCUCGACCUCUCCCCCUCCGAGUCCCCCACGC
Molecule: messenger RNA, 1224 nt
Organism: Closterium sp. NIES-67
Lineage: Eukaryota; Viridiplantae; Streptophyta; Zygnematophyceae; Desmidiales; Closteriaceae
Source: the annotation of a GenBank genome assembly